AUGUGGGCAACCCAGGUUUACUGCCGCACUGAUCAGAGAUGUAUUUGUUUGCUUUGUUUGGUGGAUGAACAUAAAAAUCACGACAUUGUAUCAGCUGCAGCAGAGAGAACUGAAAAACAGAGAUUACUGGAGGACAAGCAGAGAAAACUCCAUCAGAGAAUCCAGGAGAAAGAGAAGAAGCUUCAGGAUCUAAGAGAGUCUGUGAAGAUUCACACGAUCUCUGCACAGACAGCAGUGAAGGACACUGAGAUGAUCUUUACUCAACUGAUCAGAUCCAUUGAGAGAAGACGAUCUGAGGUGAUACAACUGAUCAGAGAUCAGGAAAAGACUGCAGUGAGUCGAGCUGAAGAACUACUGAAGAAACUGAAGCAGGAGAUUGAUGAUCUGAGGAGGAGAAAUGAUGAGAUGGAGAAACUUUCACAAACAAAAGAUCACAUCAGUUUCCUUCAGAGUUUUCAGUCUCUCUCUUCAUCUCCUGGAUCUUCAGACAACAUCACUGUCUCUUCUCGUCUCUCUUUUGAUGAUGUGAGGAAAUCUGUCACUAAACUGAAAGAAAAGUUGGAGGAUUUCUGUAAAGAAGAGAUUGAAAAGAUAUCUGAUAAAGGUAAAGAACAUCUCUAA
Misgurnus anguillicaudatus (oriental weatherfish) is the source of this 621-nucleotide messenger RNA. NCBI's taxonomy places the organism in Eukaryota, Metazoa, Chordata, Actinopteri, Cypriniformes, Cobitidae. The record is from RefSeq and is a predicted model, not a curated record.